Messenger RNA from Neurospora hispaniola, 771 nucleotides. Its product is annotated as putative ribosomal protein 10, cytosolic. The transcript has 5 exons. The record is from RefSeq and is a predicted model, not a curated record. The coding region runs from base 1 to 771 and encodes 256 amino acids. Lineage: Eukaryota; Fungi; Ascomycota; Sordariomycetes; Sordariales; Sordariaceae. Gene Ontology annotation, cellular component: cytosol; ribosome. Gene Ontology annotation, molecular function: structural constituent of ribosome. Gene Ontology annotation, biological process: translation.
AUGGCUGUUGGCAAGAACAAGAGAUUGUCCAAGGGCAAGAAGGGUCUUAAGAAGAAGACCCAGGACCCCUUCGCCCGCAAGGACUGGUACGGCAUCAAGGCCCCUGCGCCUUUCAACGUCAGAGAUGUCGGCAAGACCCUGGUCAACCGCACCACCGGUCUCAAGAACGCCAACGAUGCUCUGAAGGGCCGCAUCUUCGAGGUCUCUCUCGCUGACCUCCAGAAGGAUGAGGACCACUCCUUCCGCAAGGUCAAGCUCCGUGUCGAUGAGAUCCAGGGCAAGAACUGCCUGACCAACUUCCACGGUCUCGACUUCACCUCCGACAAGCUCCGCUCGCUUGUCCGCAAGUGGCAGACUCUCAUUGAGGCCAACAUCACCGUCAAGACCACCGACGACUACCUCCUCCGCCUCUUCGCCAUUGCCUUCACCAAGCGCCGCCCUAACCAGGUUAAGAAGACCACCUAUGCUGCCUCUUCUCAGAUCCGCGCCAUCCGCCGCAAGAUGACCGAGAUCAUCCAGCGCGAGGCUUCCAGCUGCACCCUCACCCAGCUCACCUCCAAGCUCAUCCCCGAGGUCAUUGGCCGCGAGAUUGAGAAGGCUACCCAGGGCAUCUACCCCCUCCAGAACGUUCACAUCCGCAAGGUCAAGUUGCUCAAGCAGCCCAAGUUCGACCUCGGUGCUCUCAUGUCUCUCCACGGCGAGUCUGGCUCCGACGAGGCUGGCCAGAAGGUCGAGCGUGAGUUCAAGGAGACCGUUCUCGAGUCCGUAUAA